AUGGAGACGUCUGCCUCUGCUUCUCUAACUUCCUCUGGACUCGUUCCUCGUCUUCUUCUUCUUCCUCCCUUGUUCUAUCCUCAAGCUCGAACUACUUCAUGUUCACCUUUACUGUCUUCUUCCUCCUCUGUUAAACUCACUUCUUCUCACCGACGCAUAGCUCCAUCUCGGUGUCUUGCCGAUCAGUCCGCAUCCACCGGGGUCAGUGUUGUUGAUUCGGAUCCCAUUGAUGCUGUUAAGAGGAAAGCUGUGGACAUAUCCCCUCAACUGAAAGGAGCUUCAAUAUUUCUGGUUGGGAUUAAUAACCACGUUAAAACCAACUUGGGGAAGCUUUUGGCUGAGUCAUUGCGAUAUUACUACUUUGAUAGUGAUAAUUUGAUCGCGGAGGCUGCUGGUGGAAAUGUGUCCGUUCAAGGUUUAAAGGAGGCUGAUGAGAAGGCUUUUAAGGAGUCAGAGACUGAAGUGCUGAAGCAGCUAUCAUCUAUGGGUCGGCUUGUAGUUUGCGCUGGAGAUGGUUCAGUCCAGAGCUUGGCAAAUCUUGCACUUCUAAGACACGGGAUCUCCAUAUGGAUCGAUGUUCCUCUGGAAAUCGCAGCUAAAGGAGAUGAUCCAUUCAGCUCAGAACCUUCCCCUGAGUUGUUUGACGCACUAAAAGCGAGUUACGAAAAAUCAAGAAAGGGUUACGAUACAGCAGAUGCAGUUAUUUCCCUUGAGAGAAUAGCUACAAAGCUGGGAUGUGAAGACUUGGAAACCGUAACUUCUGAAGAGCUUGCUUUGGAGGUCCUGAAAGAAAUAGAGAAGUUGACGAGAGUGAAGAAAAUGAUGGAAGAAGCGUCUCGACCUUUCUAG
Molecule: messenger RNA, 849 nt
Organism: Eruca vesicaria subsp. sativa (arugula)
Lineage: Eukaryota; Viridiplantae; Streptophyta; Magnoliopsida; Brassicales; Brassicaceae
Source: the annotation of a GenBank genome assembly